Messenger RNA from Acanthamoeba castellanii str. Neff, 1923 nucleotides. RefSeq names its product glycine-tRNA ligase. Gene Ontology annotation, molecular function: ATP binding; glycine-tRNA ligase activity. Gene Ontology annotation, cellular component: cytoplasm; mitochondrion. Lineage: Eukaryota; Discosea; Longamoebia; Acanthamoebidae. The record is from RefSeq and is a predicted model, not a curated record. The coding region runs from base 1 to 1923 and encodes 640 amino acids. Gene Ontology annotation, biological process: mitochondrial glycyl-tRNA aminoacylation. The transcript is spliced from 10 exons.
AUGCAGGCGUCGUUCGGUGAGGAGAUCCCAUUCCAGUCAAAGCUGGGUCUGGACAGGGAGGCCAGCGGCUUCUCGUCGACCAUUACUCGUCGUUUCGUCAUCGCCCCCUCCUUCUCCAUUUACGGAGGCGUUGCUGGUCUGUACGACUAUGGCCCCGUGGGUUGUGCCGUCAAGGCCAACCUGCUUAAUCGCUGGAGGUCGCACUUCAUCAUUGAGGAGGACAUGCUCGAGGUAGACUGCUCUUGCGUCACGCCCGAGGCGGUGCUCGAGGCGUCGGGCCACGUCGCCAAGUUCCAGGAUCUCAUGGUCAAGGAGGAGGGCACCGGUACCUGCUUCCGUGCCGACCAUCUGCUCGAAGAGCACAUGGAGAAGCUUAUGGAGAAGGAAAAGAACGAGGACAAGAAGAAGGAGUAUGCUGCUGUGGUGGCUCGCAUCGAUGACUUCUCGCCUCUCGAGCUCGAGGAGACCAUGGCCAAGUACCGCGUGCUGUCCCCCGAGGGCAAGCCCGUCAGCGCUCCCUUCCCCUUCAACCUCAUGUUCGCCAUCUCGAUCGGCCCCACUGGCAUGUACAAGGGUUUCCUUCGUCCUGAGACCGCGCAGUCGAUCUUCACCAACUUCAAGCGUCUGCUGGAGUUCCAGGGUGGCAAGCUCCCCUUCGCCGCGGCUCAGAUCGGCCGCGCCUUCAGGAAUGAGAUCGCCCCGCGAUCUGGUGUCCUCCGCGUCAGGGAGUUCGAGAUGUGCGAGAUCGAGCACUUCGUCAAGGAGAACGAGAAGAGCCACCCCAAGUUCGUCACGGUCAAGGACAUCAAGCUCCCGCUCUUCCCCCAGGAGCAGCAGCUUGGCAGCGGCAAGCUUCUCUCGUGCACUCUCGGUGAGGCUGUUGAGCACGGCAUCAUCGCCAACGAGACGCUCGGUUACUUCAUCGGUCGCACGUAUCUGUUCCUGACCGAGUCGGGCGUCAAGACCGACAAGAUCAGGUUCAGGCAGCACAUGAAGAACGAGAUGGCGCACUAUGCCUGCGACUGCUGGGACGCCGAGAUGCUCACGUCGUACGGCUGGAUCGAGUGCGUGGGUAUCGCCGACAGGUCGUGCUUCGAUCUCUCGCAGCACUCGAUGAAGAGUAACGAGACGCUCGUUGCCUACGAGCAGUACAAGGACGGCCCGCGUGUCGUCGAGGCCCUCGAAGUGGAGGUGAACAAGGGUCUGGUCGGCAAGGCCCUGCGCGGUGACGCCAAGCUGCUGGCUCCCUACAUCGAAUCGCUCGACGAGGCCGGCAAGAUCGCCCUCAAACAGGAGCUCGAGUCCGGUCAGGCCAAGAUCACCGCCGGCGGCAAGGAGCUCACUCUCACCCCCGAGAUGCUCACCAUCAAGAAGGUCGAGAAGAAGGUGUCUGGCGAGAACUUCUUCCCCCACGUGAUCGAGCCGUCGUUCGGCGUUGGUCGCAUCCUCUACGCCAUCCUCGAGCAGAACUUCUACACCCGCGAGGACAGUGCCGCUGCGGCCGCCGAUGAGAAGGACAAGUCCAAGAAGGGCGACGUGAAGAGGGCCGUCCUUUCGCUGCCGCCCCACCUCGCCCCCGUGCAGUGCUCGGUGCUGCCCCUGCUCGACAAGGACGAGUUCAACGCCAUCAUCCCCCGCAUCGUCUCCUCGCUCAAGGCUGAGCGCCUUUCUACCAAGGUGGACUCCACCGGCCAGGCCAUCGGCCGUCGGUAUGCCCGUACCGAUGAGAUCGGUAUCCCCUUUGGCAUCACCAUCGAUCACCAGACCCUGGAGAACGACACGGUGACGCUGCGCGAGAGGGACACCACGGCGCAGCUGCGUGUGCCCAUCGCAGAGCUGGCCUUGCUCAUCCGCGAUCUGUGCGAGGGCAGGCAGGCCUGGCAGGCGCUCCUCGACUCCAAGAAGUACCCCCACCACCAGUAA